CGCGGCGCGGUUGCUAGGGGGAAGCGGCAAGCGGCGGAGUGGCAUGGCGGGCAUGGUGCUGGGUGUGGGGCCGGGUGUACUGGUGCUGCAGCUGCUCUGGGGCCUGGCGCUGUUGCUCUGCCUGGCGCUCUCCCGUGCAGCCGGCCGGGCUCGGUUCGCCGUGGUGCUGGUGACGCUGGGAACCGCCAUCCUCAGCGCCGCGCUGCUGCUCUUUCCCCGGGAGGAGGAGCGCCCGGCCGCAGCAGCCGCCGAUGAGAUCGUGGACACCUUCUUUAUCGGCCGUUUCGUCCUCCUGGCUGCAAUGAGUCUGGUUGCACUUGGGUGCCUGUUCCUACUCCUGAUUUACCACCUCAUGGAGCCAACAUAUGCCAAACCACUCCACAGCAGCUAGCAGUGGCCAGAGGCAGCAAUCCCAUGGAGAGCAAAUCCAGUUUUCAUGGCACUAAACCAGGAAGGGAGACCAGGAGACUGUUCUGGACGUGAAUAUGCCAAGUUUUUCCAGACUCGGAAAGAGCCAGCGGAGCAAGUGAAGCACAUCGCUUGCACCCAGCACUGCAUCUUCCAUCUUCAAAAGUGAAGUUUGGGCUGAGCAUGAGCACCUUCCUCUCCAGGGACUCUGCAGACUGCAAAGGUGCUUUAAACUCUCUCUUCUCUUUUCCAGGAGAGUUGAAACCCAUGCACUUUAUGCUACACUUGAUUUAAUUAAUUGAACUGAGCCGGGAUGGUUUGUUAUCGUUAUCCACAAGAGAUGGUUUGUUAUUGUUCCUUUUCCACCUUAGUUUAAUAAAACUCUCUCAGAAA
Phalacrocorax carbo (great cormorant) is the source of this 801-nucleotide messenger RNA. NCBI's taxonomy places the organism in Eukaryota, Metazoa, Chordata, Aves, Suliformes, Phalacrocoracidae. The record is from RefSeq and is a predicted model, not a curated record.